CCUAUUAUUCACAUUUCAUACACUAUUACUUGUUUGUUCUUACGCAAGAAUGAAACCUCUGUUUCAUUCAUCUUCUUUUUGCUUUUUCUCUUUGUCACUUUUGAUGAUCUUGAUCAUAAAUAUUCCAACAUGUCUGUGUGAGGAUGAUGGAUAUUACAAAAACUGUAACACGGCUUUUAUCUGCGGAGACAACAAACAAGACCUCAGGUAUCCGUUUUGGGGAGGAACCAGAGAAAGUUAUUGUGGUGGUGUUGCUGAUGAUAUUAAUACGAUGCUUACAUGCGAAGAAAAAGUUUCAAAGAUCACAAUCAAUAACCUUAAAUACCGUAUUCUUGAUUGGGACAAUACAACACAGAAACUCACUGUUGCUAGGGACGAUUACUGGAGUGGUAAUGUUUGUGAUGUGAAUACUAAUAUCGAGAACAGCACAUUUGAUAACACUCAAUUUCAACGUUACAGUGAUGAUGUUGCUAACGUAACUCUCUUAUAUGGUUGCAAUGUUGGAGCUGUAAGUUUACUGACUCCGUUUUAUGAUAUUGGCUGUGGCGGAAGUGAAUAUGUUAUCUACACCAUUGUUUAUUCUGCUUCAUUGUCUUCCUUCUGCACUCCGACUCGUAAGGUCGUAAUUCCGAUUUUUGGAACUCAAGCUGCACAACUGGGAUCUGGCAACGGAACACUGAGCGAGGCAUUAAAAGAUGGUUUUGAGUUGAAAUGGAUUGGAAAUUACACGGAGUGCCAGAGUUGUGUUACUUAUGGUGGAGCGUGUGGGAAUGAUGGAGGUAAUCAAUUCAGAUGUUUCUGCAAUGAUGGAACUCAUGCAACUUCAUGCCAUUCACCAUCGGUCCCAUCCACGACCACAAGUUCAAAACUUAACUGGAGGCCUAUUGUGAUAGGUGCUGCAGGAUUUGUAGUAAUAGUAUUCUUUAUAAUUAUUAUGAUUAGAUGUCACCUUAAAAGGGGUAUUGGUAGACAACAAAAGAGUAUUUUCGAGAACAAAAGAGAGCUUGUUGAGCACAAUGUGGACGUUUAUAUGCAAAAUUAUAAUUUAUCCAUGCCAAGAAGAUAUAGUUAUACAGAAGUAAAAUGGAUCACAAGCUCAUUUCGGGAGAAAUUAGGCCAAGGAGGAUAUGGUGUUGUGUACAAAGCAAGUUUAAACGAUGGUCGUCAAGUGGCGGUGAAACUUAUAAACGAAUCAAAGGGAAAUGGAGAAGAAUUCGUAAACGAAGUUGCUAGCAUUAGUAGAACAUCACACAUGAACAUUGUGUCACUUUUAGGUUUUUGUUAUGAAGGGAACAAAAGAGCACUAAUAUAUGAGUUCAUGCCCAAAGGUUCAUUGGAUAGGUUCAUCUAUAAAAGUGAAUUUCCUAAUGCUAUUUGUGACUUUGAUUGGAACACUCUAUUCCAAAUUGCAAUAGGCAUUGCUAGAGGACUAGAUUACUUGCAUCAAGGAUGCAAUUCAAGGAUUUUACAUCUUGAUAUCAAACCCCAAAACGUUCUUUUGGAUGAAGAUUUUUGUCCAAAAAUAUCUGAUUUUGGUUUGGCUAAAAUAUGCCAAAGGAAGGAUAGUAUCGUGUCAAAACUAGGGGUAAGAGGAACUAUAGGAUAUAUGGCACCUGAAAUAUUCAGUAGAGCAUUUGGUGGAGUUUCUUACAAGUCUGAUGUGUACAGUUAUGGCAUGCUGAUUCUUGAGAUGAUCGGAGGAAGAAAGAACUAUGACACCAGAGGGUCAUGUACUUCUGAAAUGUACUUUCCUGAUUGGAUUUAUAAAGAUCUUGAGCAAGGUAAUACCAGCAAUACUCUUUUAAAUAGUUUGACAAUAUCAGAGGAAGAAAAUGAUAUGGUUAGAAAGAUUACUUUGGUGAGUCUAUGGUGCAUUCAAACGAAUCCAUCAGACAGACCACCCAUGAAUAAAGUAAUAGAAAUGCUACAAGGACCACUUUCAUCAGUGCCAUAUCCUCCAAAGCCGGUCUUGUUUUCUCCAGAAAGGCCAGCACUACCCGUAGAAUGUAUAUCCUCAUCCGAUUUCAAUGAAACAAGUUCGAUUACGGUUUCAAAUUAAUUGUUCUAUCUAUGAAUCAAAUGAUUAGCGGCAAGACUGCCAAAAUGGAACAAUUAGCUUGUGUAACUGUUUCUGGCAUACAGUUUUGGUAUGAAUUAGUUGAAACUCAUAAUCAAUUUCAUAUAAUUGUAGUGAUUGGAGUGGCUAAAUUACUAGCACUAAACUAUUGACAUAGUUUUUUUGUAUUCAUAUACAAAUCUUUUUAUUUC
Messenger RNA from Lathyrus oleraceus (garden pea), 2268 nucleotides. Its product is annotated as LEAF RUST 10 DISEASE-RESISTANCE LOCUS RECEPTOR-LIKE PROTEIN KINASE-like 2.1. Gene Ontology annotation, molecular function: protein kinase activity; ATP binding; polysaccharide binding. The record is from RefSeq and is a predicted model, not a curated record. The coding region runs from base 50 to 2059 and encodes 669 amino acids. The transcript is spliced from 3 exons. Gene Ontology annotation, biological process: protein phosphorylation. NCBI's taxonomy places the organism in Eukaryota, Viridiplantae, Streptophyta, Magnoliopsida, Fabales, Fabaceae.